CUCAGUGACCUCUCCGGUCUCCCUCCGGAGGCGGUUGCCUCCCAUCGAUUCUUUGGCCCCUUCGCCUAUUUAUCGCAGAGCAUUAACCGGCGGAGAAGGAGAAGAAGCCAUCAAGAAACAAGAAACGGAGAGAGAGAUAGAGAGAGACUACGGUGGUAAUGGAAGCAGCCAAAGUAACUACAAGGUUUCUCAUAUCAAGCCCUACUCCUAACCAUAAGCCGCUUCUCCCCUCCACCGCACGCCUUCGUCGGCGGCCGCGGCCCCUCGCCUCGCGCUGCCUCCAGACCCCCGACCCCGCGCUCCCCUACUCCGCCGUCGCCUCCGGUCUCCCCCGGCACCGCCUCGGUCGCCUCGUGGACGGGUUCUUAUUUUCUCAUUAUUUGCAUGUUCUUGAUCUUUGAUUGUUUUUGUUUGAUUGUCACUGUUUUUUCUCGUCUAGACACCUGUAGAGCUAUUGGUGUACUUUAUUCUACUGUAGCCUGAACUACUGUGGUCUUGAACUCUAUUUGCUAUGUCCACAAUUAUCAAUCCAUCAAUUGCAGACGUAGUACCUAAUAUUAGUUUAGUGCACAAACUCUCUGCCAGACAGAGGACUUUGUGUAUGUAUAUGCAUACCUUGUGACGAACCAUGCUGACAAAUUGUGGAUGUGCCACAGUAGUGAAGAUGAAUAUUUCGUUAUAAACAGAUGUAUGUAUACUUCAUCUUAUGUUGGUGUCGUGCAGAAAUAAGAAUUCAUGCAUUACUCUUCUGUUCGACAUGAACGGAAGUUUUGACAAGUUCUCAUCAUCCCAUUAUAGUGUAAUUGAAGGCAAUGUUUUAUCUCCUGAUGAGUCAAAAAUUAAAGAACUGGUGAGUGUCCUAUGAGAAAAGAAAAUCGGUGUUGUUGCACAUUUUUACGGGGAUCCAGAGGUCCAAGGCAUAUUGACUGCUGCACAGAAGUUGUGGCCUCACAUCCAUAUAUCUGAUUCCUCAGUAAUGGCAGAUAGGGCUGUUAAAAUGGCAGAAGCUGGAUGCAAAUAUAUUGCAGUACUUGGUGUGGACUUCAUGUCUGAAAAUGUUGGUGCAAUACUUGAUCAGGCUGAUUUUAAGAAGGUUGGUGUGUACAGAAUGUCCAAUGAACUAAUUGGUUGCUCCUUGGUGGAUGCAGCAGGGAGUUUGACAUAUAUGCUUUUGGAGGCAGCUUCAAAUUCACCUCCUUCAUUGCAUGUGAUCUACAUAAAUACUUCCUUGGAGACUAAGGCCUAUGGACAUGAACUGGUGCCUACAAUCACUUGUACUUCAUCUAAUGUUGUGCAGACAGUUUUUCAGGCAUUUGCUCAAGUACAGGAUUUAAAUGUUUGGUAUGGUCCUGAUUCUUACAUGGGUGCAAAUAUUGUGGAGUUGUUUCACCAAAUGGCUGACAUGACAGAUGAAGAAAUAUGAAUACAUCCAGAGCAUAACAGGAACUCCAUAAGAUCAUUACUGAAGAGGCUGCACUACUACCAGGAUGGUAACUGCAUUGUGCAUGAUAUGUUUGGUCAUGAAGUAGUGGAGAGAAUAAAAGAGCUGUACUGUGAUGCAUUCUUAACAGCUCAUUUUGAAGUUCCUGGUGAAAUGUUUUCUUUGGCAAUGGAAGCAAAAAGGAGAGGAAUGGGAGUUGUAGGUUCCACCCAAAACAUUUUGGAUUUCAUUAAAAACCAGGUACAGAAAGCUUUGGACAGGGACAUCGAUGAUCACCUACAGUUUGUGUUAGGAACCGAAUCUGGAAUGUUGACUUCCAUAGUUGCCGCAGUUCGUGGAUUACUGGGUUCAGGGAAUCAAGAUGUAAAACAAUCUCCAGUCUUAUCGGAUUCAGUAUCAAGGACAUCAAUGAAUGGGUCUCGUGGUCUAAAUUCUGCUAUACCAAGUGAUAUCAAAGAACUUGCUGUUGUUCCCGGUGUCGCAAAUGGUGAAGGUCGCUCUAUUCAUGGAGGUUGUACUUCCUGUCCAUAUAUGAAGAUAAACUCACUAAAAUCGUCGUUGAGAGUUUGCCAGCAACUUCCCAACAAAAACGGCACUCUUCGUGCCUAUGAAGCUAACAGGCAACAAGAAGGUUAUGCAAUCCAUCAUAUCCUCCAUAGACGAAUACCAACAAGUUUUAACAAGGUGUAUGUCAGGCCAGCUGGCAGUUACAUAAUGGACCAGUUAGAAUUACGGCGAGUUGUUUUUUAUCCAGAAACUGAUGUUUCUGAAAGUGCAGACUGUGUGAUAUUAGUUGGUAAUUUUUCUAUACCAUCAGGUUUACGUGCAGCUGAAGCUGCUCUCUCGAAACAGAAAGUGGAAGUGAUAUCUGGGACUGGAGCUCUUGUUCUGCCAAUGGUUAAGCAUCCAUUUGUUGUAGGAUUUCUAGUUGCAGAACUACCAAAGAAGGAUUUGGAUUCAUGUGAGAAUGUGGAUAGUGGUGAACUGUGUGUGCCCUUUUGCUCACCUAAAGAUGAUUCUUUAGGUGGAGCACCAUAUUCUAGUAAGAAACCCUGGGAAAUUGAGGCUUUCAGUGAAGAUUUGAUGAAAGCUUAUGGCCAAUUCACAACUGAACAAAGAUCAAGAGCUAUUGUGAUUUCUCGAUCUUUGGCCACAGCAUAUGUCAUGGAUCAGAAAGCAAUGCUUCUUCAACAGUCUUCUUGGCAAAAUAGUGUCAGAAUGAAUCAUCUGAUUGAACAAAUACGUGCACCUCUUUCUAGCAUUAGAGCUCUGACAAAAAUGUUAUCUGUUCAUGUCAAGAGAAGUGAGAUUUCAUAUGAUAUCAUCGAAGACUUACUUAUACAGGGUGAACAUAUGAAAGAUGCCUUACAGCAGCUUCAAGAUUCUGCCUAUCUCACCAAGGUUAAUAUAGUACGAUACAAUGAAGAAACAAUAAAGAAGAUGCAUGAUCCUAAGUUCAGCCACCAAGAAUUGUCGAGGUCACUGCCAUCUGAGAAUGAUUCAAGCGAGAACAAAACAUAUAGUAUGCAGAAGAUGGAACCUGUGCUACCACUAAGCUCUGGAAAAAAAGACCUAGCAAUGCCGAUGCCACCUCUUUGGCUUGUGCCACUAAAACAAAACAUUACCAGACCAUGUGUUGUUUCUGAUAUAUUGAAAGAUCUGGUUGGAGCUGCUCUCCCUCUCGCCGACAAUCAACAACGAUCACUGGAACUUAAUGAACUGUCACAGUUUCUCCAGGUUGGUGUCGAAGAAUCUUCUCUGCGACAGGCACUUAGUAAUCUGAUAGAGGGGGCUUUGUUGCGCACAUGCAUAGGCGGGAAAGUUCAAAUAUAUGCAACUGGAGCACCUGCUGGUGGUGCCCUGGUCAUAAUUGAUGAUGACGGGCCUGACAUGCAUUACAUGACUCAAAUGCGCUCUCUCACACCAUUUGGAGUGGAUCUCUUUGCAGAUGGCAUGGUGGAAGACAACAUGACAUGGAAUUUUGUUGCAGGGCUGACCAUUGCUCGUGAGAUCCUAGAGAGCUAUGGGUGUGUCAUCCGUGUCAUUUCGCCCCGGGCCUUGGAUGCUGCCUUUGGUACCGGGGGGACGCGUAUUGAACUCUGGUUCCCUGCUCUGCCGUCUGAUUCAUCCGAUGCAGCCGGAGAGGUGUAGCAAAUUCCGGUACCCCAUUGUUCAUGCCAUCUUGGUUUUUCCAAGAGCAAGGGUCGUAGAAUUGGUUUCAUGAGAACACGUUGGUUAGUGUUGCUGAUAACUCACUUUCUUGUAUCUUGUUUUUCUACUUGCUCAUCAUUGAUAUGAGAUGCACGAUUACAAACGGUGAAUAGACUCGACAUAAAAAAAAAGGACUUGUUUGAGAUAGUGA
Messenger RNA from Musa acuminata subsp. malaccensis (wild Malaysian banana), 3803 nucleotides. NCBI's taxonomy places the organism in Eukaryota, Viridiplantae, Streptophyta, Magnoliopsida, Zingiberales, Musaceae. The record is from RefSeq and is a predicted model, not a curated record.